Molecule: messenger RNA, 924 nt
Organism: Lineus longissimus
Lineage: Eukaryota; Metazoa; Nemertea; Pilidiophora; Heteronemertea; Lineidae
Exons: 1
Coding region: 1-924 (307 amino acids)
Source: RefSeq, a predicted model, not a curated record
AUGUUGUUCCUCCCGAUGAUUCAAGCUGUUGCUGGUUUUCGCCAUGCUAAUUACCAGAGAACACCCGCAUCUUCAGAAGAACUACUUCACAGGCAGCUCCAUCUGAUGGAGAGAGACUUGGAGGAGGUUACGGAAGAGUAUCAUAGGUUUCGAAAUGCUAGAGACUGCUAUUUCCAGACAUCUGUGAAGCGGAUGAGAACAUUCCUGUUGUAUCUGGCCUCUGGUGGUUACCAUCGGCAGGUGGGCUAUACUCAAGGUAUAGCCAAAUCAACUGCAAUUCUCCACAAUCAGGAUGUUGCAGACUUCUUUUUCCAAGUUAGCCCCCGCUACAUUUCAUUGCCAGGGCGUGAGGAACUGGACAUUUUGAGUUCAAGACUGCAGGAUGUGCAGGGGAAUGAGAGAAAUGUUAUUCUUUAUAUUGACGGAGUCAUUAUAAAGAUCCAACGCCCAGAUCAUGCUGGGGAUGCCUACUACUGUGGUCGUCAUGGUAAAGGAUGUGACUCAAUAAAUGUCCAGAUAAUCUGUGACAAAUUUGGUAGAAUUAGACACGUGAUAACUGGAAUACCAGGGGCAACGCAUGACAAGACGGCAGCAGAGUUUUGUCGCCAAUUCAGGACUUUUCUUGAUGGACUCCCCCCUGGGUAUGUUGUUCUUGGUGAUCCUGCCUACAGGGGUUUACACCCAUCGGUCCUUCAUACUUUCAUCGGACGCAACCUGAAUCCAGCGCAACUCCAGUUCAAUGACAGGUGCACUCGUCUCCGCCAAAUAGUUGAAAGGACAAUUGGUGCAAACGAGUUAAAGUGGAGGAUGAACCAGCUUAAGGAGAACCGGUACCCCGCCAAAUCUGGGCCAGAGUUCGCUUCUAUGUGUACCAUUGCUACAUGUGUUCUGCAUAACCGGUUCACAAACUUUCUGAAUAAUUAA